UGAUAAUGGCAGACAUGAGGGAGACUGACGAUUCAAACAUAUGAUCAGUUUGUUUUCACGGAUUUCCAGGAUGAGUGCUUCCCCGUAUUUCACCUCAAAAGGAAGACAAACACGCUCGGCGGCUAGAGAAGCAAUCGCAGCUUUGUCAACGAACCAAAAGGAACCAAGAAGGCACAUCAAAAUCGAAUACGAGAAGCGACAUGAAGAAGACUCGUCUAGGGACGACAAGAAAACUGAAGAUGUUGCGGCCAAAAAGCGUAAAAAAGACACAUCCACGGAACAGACACAAGGUUCAACUUGGCAGCCUCCUAACUGGAGAGAGCAGCUUGCUAAUAUUCGUGAAAUGAGAAAAACACGCGAUGCCCCAGUUGAUUCACAAGGAUGCGAGAAGACAGCUGAUGAGAGCCAGUCACCAGAGAGAGGAGUGGGAUGAACUGAAUGUAUUGUUGGUUGGAUUUGGUCAACAGACAUGUCUUCCUGUAAGUCCAAUGUGCAAGUUCUGUCUUAACUCCAAGAUCUGUCCUGAAGGUCGAAGAAGGAGCAGAGGAAAAGCUGAGG
Messenger RNA from Pocillopora verrucosa, 558 nucleotides. The record is from RefSeq and is a predicted model, not a curated record. NCBI's taxonomy places the organism in Eukaryota, Metazoa, Cnidaria, Anthozoa, Scleractinia, Pocilloporidae.